UUCAAUUUGAUACAAUAUUUUUUCUGUACAUAUGUUGUACAUAUUGGUCCUAUGUUCAAGCCGCCUUUCCUCUAAUUAGUUUGAGCCACUCAUGACAUAUCAUAAUUAAUCAAACAUAUUGCAAACUGUAAUGGGUAAUUAUGACCUAUGCCCAGAGGGCCAUCAGAAGUUGAGUUGCUUGUUAUUUAAAUGCCUUGUGUUUGUGUGUGUGUUAGUAGGAAAGAGAGAGAGGAAAGAACACUUCACCAACUUCCCCUUUAAUUGGUUGGAAAUCAUCAAAGAGAAAGAAGGCAGGAGAAUGGAGGGGACCUGGAUAUUUUUGAUUGUUCUGCUUGCGAUUCUUCUGCUCCUCUACUUUCUGAAGCAGCAGUGGUCACGCCAACAUUUUCCACCUGGACCUCUUGCCCUUCCUCUCAUUGGAGGCAUAUGGAAAAUUAACUUUGGAACUGGAUAUAAUGUAGACACACCAAUGCAGUUUGCAGAACAAUAUGGAAACAUUUUUACUUUGUGGGUUGGACAUAUGCCAGUUGUGUUUUUGUCUGGAUUUCAAGCUGUGAAAGAAGGACUGGUUGAUCAUUCGGAAGAAUUCUCAGAGCGACCACAGAGUCCAUUUCUUACAACUAUAGGAAAAGGAAAGGGUAUUGUAUUUUCAAAUGGACAUACCUGGAAGCAGCAGAGGCGGUUUGGCGUAGUUACGCUGCGGAAACUGGGAGUGGGGAAAAAAAGCAUGGAGGGCCAAAUAGAAGAGGAAUCCCGACAGCUUGUAGAGCUUUUUGCACGUGAAAAAGGGCAGCCAUUUGAUCCUGCAUUGCCCAUCACCAAUUCAGUCUCCAAUGUGAUAUGUGCCAUGACUUUUGGAUACCGGUUUCCCCUUGAAGAUGAAACCUUCAAGGAACUGAUUGAUGCCAUUACAUAUUCCUUAAAAUUUGGAGGAAGUCCAUUUCAUUUGCUAUAUGAAAUGUUUCCAUGGCUCAUGAAGCAUCUUCCAGGGCCCCACAAAGAGGCAUUGCAUACCAUAGAGAUGGUACUUUCAUUAGCAAAGAAAGAAAUACGGAAACAUAAGGAGCAAAAGUCCUUUCAGGAGCCACGGGAUUUCAUUGAUUUCUUUCUGCUUGAAAUAGAGAAAGAUCAGAGGAGGAAUGAUCCUACUUCAACAUAUGAUGAAGAGAACCUGGCUCAGGAUAUUCAUGACUUAUUUCUCGCUGGAACAGAAGCAAUAAUCAUUUCUCUGAAAUGGGCAGUCCUCCUUUUGGCAAAUCAUCCAGAUAUUCAAGAUAAAGCCUACAAGGAAAUAGAAGAUGUUUUGAGUUCCUCUUCCUUCAGCUAUCAAGAUCUAAAGAAGCUCCCUUAUACAAAUGCCGUGCUUCAUGAGAUCCAGCGUUCAAAAUAUUCCUCCCUAUUUGGAGUCCCAAGACAAACUGCCACUGAUGUGAAGAUGAGAGGUUUUCUUAUCCCUAAGGGGACAACCGUUAUAACAAAUCUACGCUCUGUUCUUCUUGAUCCUGAGCAUUGGGAGUCUCCUAAUGAGUUCAAUCCAAAACAUUUUUUGGACCAGGAUGGACAUUUUGUUGCUAGGGAAGAAUAUCUGGGAUUUGGUGCAGGGGCUCGGGCAUGUUUGGGGGAGCAUCUGGCAAGGAUGGAGUUCUUCAUCUUCUUGGUCAACUUGCUGAGGGCCUUCCGUUUCGAGCUGCCUCCAGGAGUCAAAAAACUCAAUGAAGAACCUGUAGCAGGAUUUAUAACACCACCCCAUCCUUAUAAAGUGUGCGCUCUUCAUCGCUGUGGUUCAUCAUAAAACAUACAAAAAUAGUUACAAUGCCAUAUACUUUAUUGCUGUAAUUUUAAACCAAAUCCAGGCUUCCUUUCAUUUUCCCAAAUUUCCUUCCUAUGCUUAAGACCUGAAGAACACCAGUCAUAAAGUACAAAUUGAUUUAUUGUGAAAUACUAUUCUAUGAUUCUAUGAUUCUAUGAAAUCACCAUUCAUAAUCCAGGAAUACUACUGGCAAUCUGGCAUAAACCAAUAUAGCUGUAUUUUCUCAGUUCUUGGAAUAAAGAUAAUACCGUAUAUACUCGAGUAUAAGCCGACCCGAAUAUAAACCGAGUCACCUAAUUUUACCACAAAAAACCUGGGAAAACAUUGACUCCAGUAUAAGCAGAGGGUGGUAAAUUUCAGAAAUAAAAAUAGAUACCAAUAAAAUUACAUUAAUUGAGGCAUCAGUAGGUUAAAUGUUUUUGAAUAUUUACAUAAAGCUCAAAUUUAUGAUAAGACUGUCCAACUCUGAUUAAAUCAUUAUUCUCAUCUUCUUCAAUGUAAAUGUGCUUAUGUAUCCUUUUAAUAAAAAUAGAGUAAAAUAAUACAUGCAAUAAUAAUAGUAAUAAAUACAGGAAAAUAAUACAUGUAAUAAUAAAUAGAGUAAAAUAAUAAAUGCAAUAAUAAUAAUAAGAUCAGAGUGAAAUAAUAAGUGUAUUAUUAUUAAUAAUAAAAACAGAGUAAAAUAAAUGUAAUAGUAGCAACAAUAAUAGAGAAAAAUAAUAAAUGUAAUAAUACCAGUAAUAAUAGAGAAAAAUAAUAAAUGUACCAUAUAUUCUUGAGUAUAAGCUGACCCAAAUAUAAGCCAACCAGGACCCUCACCCGAGUAUAAGCCGAGGGAGGCUUUUUCAGUCUUAAAAAAAGGGCUGAAAAACUAGGCUUAUACUCGAGUAUAUACAGUACUCAAAAAUAUAAGCUAUAAGACCAGUAGAUGGUCAUAGUGAAUAUAAGCAGUUGCCUUCUUGUUAUAUAAACUUUUCCUUGUUGAAAAACAGUUGUUCCGUCUAGAGGCAGCUUCUAUAAAUCUUAAUAUAAGAUAGAUCCAAUGGUUGCAAGGUGAUUCUUAUUGUGAUUUUCAAUCUCUGUAUUCACACUCUGCCAGGACCGUAUUAUUUAUUGUGUAUUGCGUAUAGUAUUUUCCUGGAAGUGCUUACUAUACGAUGAUAUGCUAGGGAGGUCUGCCCCAGCAUACUGGGGAAAAGUCUGGAUAUGACUCUUCGAAGGCUUUUACCUGGGUGAAAUGUUCUAGGAUCUGUUCUAUAUCUCUAAUCUGUAGCCCCAAAUCCUGUUCUUUUUCUUUAGCAAAUAUGGCUUCUUGUUAUUUUCAUUCCAUUAAUAGAUUAAUAUGGAAAAUUUGAGUAUUAUUGGUCAUAACAAAACAAUAUAAAAAGCUACACUACUACCACCAAUAUCUCUUGGGCAGGAUUAUGUUUUUGAAACAGGCCAAGGUAUGCAAGCAGAGAGAGAGAGAUGUUCCUUUCCCUAUGUUUCACCUUUCUCCUCCUCCUCUAAUCUGUUUUUAUCCCCAUUGUUUAUGUUCCUAGUAGGAUUAUCUUGCGAAAGAAUGUAAAGUGUAAUUAAAUCUUUCAUCUCAAAGAGA
Molecule: messenger RNA, 3407 nt
Organism: Anolis carolinensis (green anole)
Lineage: Eukaryota; Metazoa; Chordata; Lepidosauria; Squamata; Anolidae
Product: cytochrome P450 2J4
Exons: 9
Coding region: 131-1792 (553 amino acids)
Biological process (GO): xenobiotic metabolic process
Cellular component (GO): intracellular membrane-bounded organelle; cytoplasm
Molecular function (GO): oxidoreductase activity, acting on paired donors, with incorporation or reduction of molecular oxygen, reduced flavin or flavoprotein as one donor, and incorporation of one atom of oxygen; heme binding; iron ion binding
Source: RefSeq, a predicted model, not a curated record